Molecule: messenger RNA, 1447 nt
Organism: Rubroshorea leprosula
Lineage: Eukaryota; Viridiplantae; Streptophyta; Magnoliopsida; Malvales; Dipterocarpaceae
Source: the annotation of a GenBank genome assembly
AUCUCAAAAUUCUCGUAGAAAAGGGUGGCUUGCUGCAUGUAAGAUUAGAGCAAGAGCAAUAAUUGACACGUCAUCGUUGAGUGAUAGUGGAAAUGUUUAUUAUCAAGACGAUGAUCCUCUUAUGCCACAAUUGGUGCAACCCUCGACUCUUUUAAAUGAUCAUGUUUCACUAGCAUCUCAAGGGGGAGAACAAGUGGUGAUUAGUGAGGUCAUGCAAUUGUCAUAUGUGGCACAAGAAGAAUGUGUGGGUGAGGACGAUGAUGAAGAGGAAGAGUUUGAUGGAACAGAAACAUCGGAAGAAGAAGUUCCAAAUUACUUAACCGAGAGUGAUACAGCAGCUGCCCAGUUUGAGCCAGCCUCCUGCACAGCAGCAGCUUUACAUUUUGACUCAACUUCCCACACAACUACAACAGGAGCAACCCACUGUUACUCACCACCAUUGGACGAUGACCAGUACCCUGGUGAUGAUGCAACAAUGGAGGAGGACACUGAAGAGCAUAAUUUGGAGGCUGAGUUGGAUACUGAGUUUGCUAUGCUUGAUCCUAAGUUAGAUAUUCAAUUGGAGAAGGAGCUAUCACGUGCUGUCCCGAAGACAGGACGUGGUAUGGAUAAAGGAGAUGAUGCUCCUGCAGACUCGAGUCAAAGGAAGUUGCUUAGCCUUAAUCGCCGAGGCACAUUCAGCCAUGAGAGGUUUGGGAGGACUGCCACAAUAAUAUGGAAGUACUUGUAUGAUGAACUGGUGCUUUUUUGGUCUAGCUGGCCUGAGGAAAAGAAGAGGGUUGCUUGGGAGAAUUUCCAAAACGAUGCUCACCAAAAAUAUGUGGAGAAGUAUGGGCCAAACAAGGAUUCAUGGCCAGAAUGUGAUCCACUUAUCUGGAAGGAGGCUUCCUCUUCUACCACCAGGAUUCUUACGACACAGGUCCAGCAGUUGCAGUCUGAGCUUACUCAAGUUCGGGAAGAAAUGGCUGAGCGAGUUCAGACAAAGGUGGUUGCACGUAUUUAUACAAAGGUAUCUCAUAGAGUAUCAGAGAUGGAGGCCAGCUUUGAGAGGAGAUUCCAAGAGCACAUGUGCUUACUUAGCUAGCAAUAUUCUAUGAAUACUACACAACCCCAGACUGGUUAUCCUUCUUUUGUACCACCCCAGACUGUUGAUCCUUCUUUUGAAGGAUUUAGACCUGAUCACUUACCACUUCCUACUUAGAGACAUUGACAUUUUAAACUUAUAUUAUAUAUGUUUAUAUAUAUGUACUGCAUAUGUAUAUAUAUAUGGUAACAUCUCUCUUUGAGCUUCUUCUCCUUUUAUUUUUGUUUUUCUUUUUUCUUUUACAUUCUCCUUUUUAUAUUUUCGUAAAUUACCUUUAAUUUUGACAAUCCAUCAUCUUCUUUCUUUUCAUUCUUCUCUCUUUUUUGUUGAAUUCUUAUUAUUUAAUAUACUCAUAGUUUUUUU